UCAGCACAACCAGCAUUAUGCAGCUGUUCAACGUGGAGAGGAACACCCACCAGUGCCUGCGAGGUGAUGGGUAAAGCAGAUAUCUGGUUGAUGCGAACCUACUGGGAUUUUGAUUUCCCUCGUCCUUUCCUCCCCAACUUCAAGUUUGUUGGCGGGAUCCACUGCAGACCUGCUAAACCUUUACCAGAGGAUAUGGAGGAGUUUGUGCAGAGUUCUGGAGACGCUGGCAUCGUGGUCUUCACUUUGGGAUCAUUCAUCAAGAACAUUACUGCAGAGAAGGGAAACAUGAUAGCCUCAGCCCUCGCUCAGAUCCCACAAAAGGUGCUGUGGAAAUACAGCGGAGAAAAACCAGCAACUCUUGGUGCCAACACCAAACUAUACGACUGGAUCCCUCAGAAUGAUCUACUGGGUCACCCCAAGACCAGAGCUUUCAUCACCCAUGGUGGCGCAAAUGGGAUUUAUGAAGCCAUCUACCAUGGCGUUCCCAUGGUAGGCAUCCCCAUGUUCGGUGACCAGCCAGACAACAUGGUCCAUAUUAAGGCUAAGGGCGCUGCGGUUACUGUAGACUUGAACUUCAUGAAGACUGAGGACCUUAGAGAUGCAGUCGAUGCUGUCAUCAAUGAGAAAUCGUACAAGGAGAAUGCUAUGAGGCUGUCCAGUAUCUACCACGACAGACCAAUGAGUCCUCGGGAUGAGGCGGUAUUCUGGAUCGAGUUCACCAUGAGAAACAAAGGAGUCGAGCACCUGAGGGUGCAGGCCCAUGAGCUCACCUGGUACCAGUAUCACAGCCUGGAUGUCCUGGCCUUCCUCCUCGCCAUAGUUCUGUUUUUCUUACUCCUCUUCAUCAAGACCUGCAGUUUCUGCUUCCGGAGGUGCUGUGGCAAAAAGGGAAAGAUGAAGAGAAAGGCAGAGUAACUGACUGGAUUGAAAUGUAGCUGGUGAAGAACUGAGGAUGAAAAAAUAACCUGGUUGUUCAGCGGUUUUCUUGUUCGUCUAAAUAAUGUAACGUAACCACGAUGCCUUAGAUUGUGAUGUGUAGUUUAGCACCAGAAAUCAACACAACGUUGACACAAUUAAGGUAAAUACAUUUUAAAAAGACUUUCAAAAAACAUCACUUUAUUAUUUUGAAACUCCAAACGAUUUUAUUGUAUUGUAUGUGAACAUUUUUCUUGUUUGGUACUUCAUGUAUCACCAGUAAUUACUUCAAUUGCUGACAGGUGUCCACUAAUUU
This is a messenger RNA of Cottoperca gobio, 1231 nucleotides long. Its product is annotated as UDP-glucuronosyltransferase 2A1-like. The record is from RefSeq and is a predicted model, not a curated record. The transcript is spliced from 6 exons. NCBI's taxonomy places the organism in Eukaryota, Metazoa, Chordata, Actinopteri, Perciformes, Bovichtidae. Gene Ontology annotation, molecular function: glucuronosyltransferase activity. The coding region runs from base 67 to 915 and encodes 282 amino acids.